GUCUUGCUGCCCCUUCUUACCGGAAGUGAGGGCGGAAGGGAAUGUUAUCAGGACGGACCUGGUGUGCAUUGAUCAAAAGGUCCCCCAUAGUCAUUUUUUUGUAAGUGAAGCAGGUGGAUGAGCUGGAGACUGAUCCCUUCAUUUAUUUUGAAACUUUGACCGUGAUGAUUGCAUUGACAGAAAAGGACAGGCCUGUGGCUCAGAAGCUGCUGGAUUUCGGGGCGUGCGCACGCUGUGUUCUUAGGUUCUGCCGUGUCGGACUGCAGGCCCCGUACAGGCCUCCACAUCAGGAGUUGUUUCGUGAACUGCAUGAGUUCCUGCAGGGCACCAAAGAUGACAACAAACUACCUUGUGAAAUGGCAGACCCACCCAGUAAGAGAAUCAAGCUGGAGAAUACUAAAGAGAACGAAGAGCAGGCUCUAAACGGAAGCCGCACACUUAAUGAUGCAGGCGCCGUUGCUGAGAACGUAUGCACUAUUUGCUUGGGGAUUCUGCAGGAACUCUGUGAGAUGGAUUUUGUCAAAAUGGUGUGCCAUAAAAUUAAUUCGUCUGAAUAUCAGUUUUCCAGCUUUGUGUUUUCAGUGUCUUUCCCACCACAGCUCUCUGUCAGGGAGCAUGCAGCAUGGUUGCUGGUAAAAGAGGAAAUAGAGAAACAGGAUUUUGUGGUGGAAAAAGAAGACCUUGUCCAGUUGAAAGAGGCGUACAAGUGGAUCACUCAUCCUCUCUUCUUGGAGGAGCUGGGCGUCCCUGCAGAUGGAAAGAGCUUGUUUGAAGUAUGUGUGGUCUUUGCCCAUCCAGAAACGGAUGCAGAUUGCCGUUUUCUAGCCUCAGCAUGUCCAGGUUGCUUCAAGCCGGCAAAGAACAAACAGUCUGUCUUCACCAGAAUGGCGGUCGUUAAGGCUUUGGAUAUGAUAAGUGAAGAAGAUUUUCAAAAAAACUUCCGAUGUCCGCCGAGUUUAUCCACGGCCCCUUGCACAGCUGUUGACAUUCAGUGUACCAACGGUGCCAUCUUUGUGGCUGGGAGAUAUAACAAAUACUCCAGGACGUUACCUCAAACUCCCUGGAUUAUAGAUGGAGAGAGGAAGAUGGAGUCUUCUGUGGAAGAGUUGAUCUCGGAGCAUCUUAUGGCUGCCUUCAAAGCGGAUAGUUUUAAUUUUUCAUCCUCUGGAAGAGAAGAUGUGGAUGUUAGGACAUUAGGCAACGGGAGGCCAUUUGCAAUUGAGUUGGUGAAUCCUCGGAGGGUCCGCUUGGAUGCAGACGAGAUGAAGGCACUUCAGCAGACAAUCAAUAACUCAUCAGACAAAAUCCAAGUUCGUGACUUACAGCUGGUUACCAGGGAGGCCAUUGGUCACAUGAAGGAAGGGGAGGAAGAGAAGACCAAGACCUACAGUGCCUUAAUAUGGACAGAAAAAGCAAUCAAGAACGAAAACAUUGCCUUUCUAGACAAUAUGAAGGAGUUAAAACUUGAUCAAAAGACUCCGCUGCGGGUUCUUCAUCGGCGCCCCUUGGCGGUCAGGGUUCGCCUCAUCCACACCAUGAGGCCGGAGUACAUCGACGAGCAUCACCUCCGCCUCCAUCUGAAGACACAGGCAGGGACAUACGUUAAAGAAUUUGUGCACGGAGACUUUGGAAGAACCAAGCCAAACCUCAGUUCCCUCUUGGAGACAACCGCUGACAUCUUGGAGCUGGAUGUUGAGUCAGUGGAUGUUAACUGGCCUCCAGCUCUGGACAAUUGACAAGCAAUUGAAGUUUCAAGAUGGUGGUGAAGAGGAAGGGGAAGAAGAAGAAGAAGAAGAAGAACGGGCUCCAUUUUGGAAGCGAGAUGACUUUUCCUUAAGCAUUUUAGAUCAUGUUGAUCUGUUCAUAGACUCGUUUUGCAACUAAAAUAGGUUUCUUAAUUGGAUUUUAAAACUCUGAAUGCAUGGGGUUUGAUGCAGCAGAAUGGAAAGACUACACUGGGGUGUCUUGCCCCAUUAAGCCAAAGCCCUUCUUCCCCUCCUUCCAUAAAGCUGGAGUGUGGCUCCUAUGGGGAGAAGAAUCAGGGACAUCUUUCGUCAGCCCAUUUUAAUGCGCUUCAAUCAGGGACCAAAUUCUGGUACUCUUGCCAGGUAUCAUGUAAAUGCAUAUUGGUCUGAAGCAAAUGGACAUUGUAAGAGAAUAUCCCUUCUUGCAAGACUAAUCCCUUUGGUUUUUCCCACCCAAAGGGGCACAGGUCUGGAAUCCAGAAAUUGAUUUGAUUCUGAUAAUUAGAUGGAAUCUCCUGACAGUUACAUGGCUCUAUGUGGCAGAAUAAGGAGAAAUCAUAUUGUCAUGUUGUAGGUUUUUUCGGGCUAUAUGGCCAUGUUCUAGAGGCAUUCUCUCCUGACAUUUCGCCUGCAUCUAUGGCAAGCAUCCUCAGAGUAGUGAGGUCUGUUGGAACUAGGAAAAAGGGUUUAUAUAUCUGU
Messenger RNA from Anolis sagrei ordinatus, 2444 nucleotides. RefSeq names its product pseudouridine synthase 10 (gene PUS10). Gene Ontology annotation, molecular function: RNA binding; pseudouridine synthase activity. The record is from RefSeq and is a predicted model, not a curated record. NCBI's taxonomy places the organism in Eukaryota, Metazoa, Chordata, Lepidosauria, Squamata, Anolidae. Gene Ontology annotation, biological process: tRNA pseudouridine synthesis.